CCAGUCGCAGCUCGUCUGUUCAAACGGUAUACUGUUUCUGCACCAAACUAGCGCAAGACUUCACGUAUGCAGUUAAGAAAUAUGCCGAGUGGGGUACUAGUUCUGGAUCCUUAGUUCAGGGAGCAAUGUUAGCGGUGGCUGGUCCUUCAUGGAUACACUGACGACGCAGUUACGACAAGUACAGAAGAGCUACGACUCGUUUAGAGAGGCUACAGAAACAGCAGAAAAGCAAGCGUGUACUGCAGCGGACAGUGCAGAGAAAGAAAGCAAGAAGGCCAAAAACCACCGAAAGGUUGUCCAAGGUGUCGGUGGAACCGCAUCUUGCCUAUUGAUCGGUGGCGGCAUUGCAGGUCUCGUUCUCACCGCGGUGUUUCCACCAGCCGGUCUUUUGGUUGGCGCUGCGCUGGCCGGUUCGGGAGCAGCAGCGUCAGGAGGAGUAGCAACUGCUCUUGUGACUGACAUUGCCGCAACAGACCUCAGAAUAACAGCACAACAAUUGCACAAGUUGGGUCAAGCGUUGAAAGAGCUGUCGCAAGUGGGCGCUUCUCUCCUUGCAAAAAUGAGUGGUUUGAUGAUUCGUGUGAAUCAAAGAGAGAGGACAGUGAAAGUUCUUCGCACGGCAGCUAGGCAGCCAGGAUUGGUGCACCCGAUUUCUUUAUUGAGGCAACGAGACGGCUUUGCGCUGAGUCACGCACGCUACGGUUUGGAGCCUGGGAAGCUGGCUAUGGGUUGACACGUCUCAAGGACAUGAAUCCGUACACGAGCAGACGUUCACGUGGAUACUAGAAAUGAAAAGAAACGUUGCUUUGAACUCUAACUGCGUACAUGUUGUGCGAACUUACGUCUGUGGUAUUUACGUAUACGUCUAUAGGCUGUACGUGUCUAGCUGAACGUGUCUGUGUCUAUGAGCUUUCGUUUUAAGUUUUGCUGUUUUGAGUUAUUAGUCAGUAACUGCGUGCGUUGACUAACAACUUUCUAAUUAGACGUUGUACUGAUGGAACUGUACGUUAUGACGCUGUUUGUAUCCUAACCAAUUUAUGAUAUUGAGAAAGCUGCAAAGACUAGUGGAC
Messenger RNA from Corticium candelabrum, 1070 nucleotides. RefSeq lists its product as uncharacterized. The coding region runs from base 149 to 733 and encodes 194 amino acids. The transcript has a single exon. The record is from RefSeq and is a predicted model, not a curated record. NCBI's taxonomy places the organism in Eukaryota, Metazoa, Porifera, Homoscleromorpha, Homosclerophorida, Plakinidae.